CUUACUUGCACUCGCUCACACUAGCCAGCCUACGAUUCCUCCCGAUCCCUCUUCGAAGACCUCACUAUGGCCCCCGCAGUGAUCUACGGCUCCCAAAUAGAGGAGGCCCCGCAGCUGCUUAACAAGGCCGGCCUGAAGGACUUCUCGUCCGUUGCGAACGGAUCGUACGACUGCAAGGAGGACUACAAUGGCGACUACCGCUUCGCGCCCAUCGAGGAGGCGCAGGUCUCCCGUGCCAUGAUCAAGCGGUACUUCAACAUGAUGUACGAGCGCGCCGUCUCGGACGUCGUGAUCAUCGGCGCGGGCAGCGCGGGCCUCUCCUGCGCGUACCACCUCGCGACCACCCGCCCCGACCUCAAGAUCACGAUCAUCGAGGCGAACGUCGCCCCCGGCGGCGGCGCGUGGCUCGGCGGGCAGCUCAUGACGCCCAUGGUCGUGCGCAAGCCCGCGGACCGCUUCCUCGCCGAGCUCGGCGUGCCGUUCGAGGACGAGGGCCCGUUCGUCGUCGUGAAGCACGCCGCGCUGUUCACGGCGACCGUCCUCUCGCGCGUGCUCGCGCUGCCGAACGUCGUGCUCAUGAACGCGACCGCCGUCGAGGACCUCAUCGUCCGCCCGGACCCCAGGUCCGCGGACGGCACGGGCCAGCGCGUGGCCGGCGUCGUGACGAACUGGACGCUCGUCGCGCUCAACCACGACACGCAGAGCUGCAUGGACCCGAACGUCAUCACCGCCCCGGUCGUCGUCAGCGCGACGGGCCACGACGGGCCCAUGGGCGCGUUCUCGGCGAAGCGGCUGGUGAGCAUGGGCUUGCUGAAGGAGCUGGGGAACAUGCGCGGCUUGGACAUGAACCGCGCGGAGCCCGCGAUCGUCAACGGCACGCGCGAGGUCGCCCCGGGCUUGAUCAUGACUGGCAUGGAACUGAGCGAGCACGACGGUUCGAACCGGAUGGGCCCCACUUUCGGCGCGAUGAUGGCGAGCGGAAUCAAGGCCGCGCGCGAGGCGAUCCGCAUCUUCGAGUCGUCGCACAUCGUCGACGGCAAGAUCAUCGCCUGAACGUGAGGGGACGGGUGCGAGAGGAGGAGGGCUUACGAAAUACUGGCGAAUAGGUAGGUAGGCAUUCAGAGACGCCCAUAUCGGGCGCGCAAGUACUCCCUCUGUAACAAAAUCAAAUGCACCAUUAGCACAUACAAGCAAUGUACCCAGCACCACUCACGACGUCUACAUCAAGUAUAUAUAUACGAAGCAUC
Messenger RNA from Dichomitus squalens LYAD-421 SS1, 1247 nucleotides. Its product is annotated as Thi4-domain-containing protein. Bases 67 to 1053 code for a protein of 328 amino acids. The record is from RefSeq and is a predicted model, not a curated record. Lineage: Eukaryota; Fungi; Basidiomycota; Agaricomycetes; Polyporales; Polyporaceae. Gene Ontology annotation, biological process: thiamine biosynthetic process. The transcript is spliced from 3 exons.